Arabidopsis thaliana (thale cress) is the source of this 1180-nucleotide messenger RNA. RefSeq names its product PAR1 protein. Lineage: Eukaryota; Viridiplantae; Streptophyta; Magnoliopsida; Brassicales; Brassicaceae. Bases 187 to 906 code for a protein of 239 amino acids. The transcript has 3 exons. The record is from RefSeq and is marked reviewed.
ACAGAACACAAGAAUUUUUUUUUGCAAUUACUAUACAAAAUGUAAUCUUUACUGUUGACAAAAGAAAAUACAAUUCUUACUAUUAUAGUAACACCAUAGAUAGAGAAUGUCAUAAAGCAAAAAAAUUAAAUAGUAAAUACAAAUCAUUCUUUUUUCAAAUAUUUUUAACAAAUCAUUCUUGUAUAUAUGUACACACACACCCCACAACAUCCCUUCAACAUAUACGCGUCCUAUUUCCACGUUCUCUCUAUAUUACAUUUUUCCUUGAAAACAUCUCGAGGUUCAAAAUCUUUAACCCCUACAAAUCAAGAAAAGGAGACAGAGGAGAAGAGAGAAAAGAAAAACGCAGAAACAAUGUCUUUUUCUUCCCUCAAAUUGCCAAUCUUUCUCAUUCUCUCAAGUCUUCUCCAUGCGGCUAUAGGGGAAAACAUUGUUUGCGAGAAUCUGCCAACAAAUAUGUGCUCGUUCUCAAUAUCCGCUUCCGGGAAAAGAUGUAUAUUGGAGACGGCUAAUGUCGCCGGAGAAUUCACUUGCCGCACUUCCGCAGUGGACGUGGAAGGGAUUGUAAACCACGUGGAGACCGACGAGUGCGUUUCCGCUUGUGGGGUUGAUCGGAAAACCGUAGGGAUCUCGUCAGACUCCUUGAUGGAGGCAGGUUUCGCCGCUAAGCUUUGCUCAUCCGCUUGCUUGGACUAUUGCCCUAACAUUCUUGAUCUCUAUUUCAACCUCGCCGCCGGUGAAGGUGCAUUUUUACCUGAUCUAUGUGAUGCUCAACGGAUGAAUCCCCAGCGUUCGAUGAUGGAAUUCAUCAGCUCCGGCGCCGCACCAGGCCCUGUCUCCGAAAUUGCACCAGGCCCCACCUCCGAAGAAGUCUCAUCUCCUGCUCUAGCUCCGGCUUCUAUGUAAAAUGUUCAUUAAUUCCACAUGUGUUUAAUACUUUAUAUUUAUAUUUUCGAUUGAUGAUGAUCCAUAUAUAAUGGACCGUAUCUUACAUUUUCUAUGAUUUGAUACGGAUAUCAUCAAUUGAUUCAUAUGAAAGAAGAAGGAUACAGAGUGAGCUUGAUUUUUGUUUAUGUUUCUUAAUCAACAUUUCACUGUAUAAUAACAACUUCGUAUACCAGUGUGUUGUCUUGUUCGUUAAAUAAAUAUACGUAUGCCAAGUGCAAUCGCAUAUUUCAAA